Molecule: messenger RNA, 1750 nt
Organism: Cynara cardunculus var. scolymus (artichoke)
Lineage: Eukaryota; Viridiplantae; Streptophyta; Magnoliopsida; Asterales; Asteraceae
Product: fructose-bisphosphate aldolase-lysine N-methyltransferase, chloroplastic
Exons: 5
Coding region: 224-1708 (494 amino acids)
Biological process (GO): peptidyl-lysine monomethylation
Molecular function (GO): protein-lysine N-methyltransferase activity; protein binding
Source: RefSeq, a predicted model, not a curated record
AUUUAGAUCCGACACUUUUAUAUAAAAUAUUGACUAUUUGUAAAGUUGCCUAGAAAGUAGAAAUCACUUUAGAAUUCUUUAGGGGACUAAACAUGUAUAUUAGGAAAACCUCAGGGAUGUGUUCAAAAUUUCCCAAACUCGAUAACCUUACUCACCACGAAUGAUUUGAUUUGGAGCUCCUAAUCACGAAUGCUCAACAGUUGCUCUAGUUCGGGGAGUGAAAAUGUCGAAUUUGAUGAGCUCUACAACGAGCAAGAUUAUGUUAAUGGCUACGAGAGACUACUGUUUGACUAUAAACUCAAGUGCCACCAGGGUUUUAACUUUCCACCGUCGUUUAACCUGCUCCGCCGACGCAACUCCACGGUUAGUUGCAAACCCACCUGACCUGGUCAAAUGGGUCAGAAGAGAAGGUGGUUUCGUGCACCCAUCUGUGCGAAUUGCAGAAUCCGGCCCGUAUGGGCUUGGGUUGGUCGCGUCUGAAGAAAUUCCCAAAGGGUCUGAACUGAUUGCGCUUCCGGAGCACAUACCGUUGCGGUUUCCGUUGGUUGAUUCUGAUGGUGGAGAUGAGUCUUACUCCAAUUUGGUCAAUCUCGCUCGUCAUGUUCCUGAGGAAUUGUGGGCUAUGAAAUUGGGCUUAAAACUUCUUCAGGAGCGAGCAAAGACCGGCUCCUUUUGGUGGCCAUACAUAAGCAAUCUUCCACAAACGUUUACCGUUCCCAUCUUCUUUCCUGGAGACGAUAUAAAGAACUUGCAAUACGCCCCUCUUCUUUACCAGGUGAAUAAGAGAUGCCGUUUCCUUCUUGAUUUUGAGAAAGAAGUGAGAUCUGAAGUUGAAGAUGUGAAAUUAGUGGAUCAUCCUUUUGGAGGGAAGGACGUAGAUGCAUCUUCAUUGGGGUGGGCUAUGUCAGCUGUUUCUUCUCGAGCUUUCCGUUUAAGUUUCCAGAACAGAAACCAUGGUGAUGUUCGGAUGAUGCUUCCUCUUAUCGAUAUGUGCAACCAUAGCUUCAACCCUAACGCUGAAAUCAUUCAGGAACAAGGUUCGGGUGAUCCAAAGAUGCUAGUAAAGGUUGUUGCGGGGAUGAAUAUCAAAGAACAUGAUCAUUUGACACUUAACUAUGGUUGUUUGAGCAAUGAUCUUCUGCUUCUAGAUUACGGAUUUGUGGUGCCAUCUAAUCCUUACGAUUGUGUCGAACUCAAGUAUGAUGGAGGUCUUUUUGAUGCUGCAAGCAUGGCUGCCGGGGUUUCAAACCCUAGUUUCUCUUCACCAGCUCUGUGGCAACGACAAAUUUUAUCCAAAUUGAAUUUGGAGGGAGAACAAGCCCUUCUCAAGGUAACUCUAGGAGGACCCGAAGUAGUGGAAGGCCGGUUAUUGGCUGCCCUAAGAUCCCUUCUAGCAAGUGAUGCCGAAACUGUAGAGAAGUGCGAUCUAGGUACACUCAAAUCACUUGAUAUUGAAUCCCCGCUUGGAUUAGCAACCGAAACAGCUGCUCUUCGUACACUUAUUGCAUUAUGCGUGAUCGCACUAAGCCAUUUUCCGACUAAGAUAAUGGAAGACGAAUCGCUACUCAAACAGGGCGUUUCUACGUCAACAGAAUUGGCUCUACAGUUUAGAAUCCAAAAGAAAUCGGUCCUUAUAGACGUCAUGAGAGAUCUUACCAAGAGGGUGAAGUUACUUUCGUCAAACGAAUCCAUCGUUACUCAAAGUUGAGUUGAGGUAAUCUUUUAUGAUCAUCGGCAUCUUUACUACGUU